CCCGGGCAGGUGAAGCUGGUGAACAUCCGCAACGAUGACAUUGCCGACGGCAACCCCAAGCUCACGCUGGGCCUCAUCUGGACCAUUAUCCUCCACUUCCAGAUCUCGGACAUCCAGGUGAGCGGGCAGUCAGAGGACAUGACGGCCAAGGAGAAGCUGCUGCUCUGGUCGCAGCGCAUGGUGGAGGACUACCAGGGUCUGCGCUGCGACAACUUCACUACCAGCUGGCGCGACGGCCGCCUCUUCAACGCCAUCAUCCAUCGCCACAAGCCCAUGCUUAUCGACAUGAACAAGGUGUACCGCCAGACCAACCUGGAGAACCUGGACCAGGCCUUCAACGUGGCCGAGCGGGACCUGGGCGUCACCCGCCUGCUGGACCCUGAAGACGUGGACGUGCCGCAGCCGGACGAGAAGUCCAUCAUCACCUACGUCUCGUCGCUGUACGACGCCAUGCCCCGUGUGCCCGACGUGCAGGAUGGCGUCAAGGCCAACGAGCUGCAGCUGCGCUGGCAGGAGUACUAUGAGGUGGUGACGCUGCUGCUGCAGUGGAUUCGCCAUCACACUGUCCUCUUCGAGGAGCGCAAGGUCCCCGCCAGCUACGAGGAGAUCGAGAUCCUAUGGCGCCAGUUCCUGAAGUUCAAGGAGACGGAGCUCCCGGCCAAGGAGGCCGACAAGAACCGCUCCAAGCUCAUCUACCAGUCGCUGGAGGCCGCGGUGCAGUCGGGGCAGCUGAAGGUGCCGCCGGGCUACCACCCACUGGACGUGGAGAAGGAGUGGGGCAAGCUGCAUGUCGCCAUCCUGCAGAUGUCCCGCAGGGUGUACCGCCUGCACGAGCGCCUGGUGGCCAUCCGCACCGAGUACAACCUGCGCCUCAAGUCGGGCGCGCCGGCCAUGUCGCAGACCACCGUGGUGCUGACCCAGCGCGCGCGCCCGGAGCUGGACGACGUCACGCUGCGCUACCUGCAGGACCUGCUGGCCUGGGUGGAGGAGAACCAGCGCCGCGUGGACGGGGCCGAGUGGGGUGUGGACCUGCCCACGGUGGAGUCGCAGCUGGGCAGCCACCGCGGCCUGCACCAGUCUGUCGAGGAGGUUCGCGCCAAGAUCGAGCCGCGGCUGACCGCCUGUCCCGCCCCGCAGUUCUUCUCCGACGUGAAGGAGGCCGAGGAGUUCCUGAGGAAGAUGCAGGACGGCAUGAGGAAGAAGUUCUCGUGCGACCGCACCGUCACCGUGACGCGCCUCGAGGACCUGCUCAAGGACUCGCUCGACGAGAAGGAACAGCUGGCCGAGUACAAGGGGCAGCUGGCCGGGCUGGCCAAGCGGGCCAAGGCCAUCGUGCAGCUCAAGCCCCGCAGCCCCAGCACCCCGGUGCGGGGCCAGCUGCCCGUCCAGGCCGUCUGCGACUACAAGCAGAUGGAGAUCACAGUGCACAAGGGGGACGAGUGCGCCCUGCUCAGCAACGCGCAGCCCGAGAAGUGGAAGGUGCUGAGCCCGGGUGGCACCGAGGCCGUGGUGCCGUCCGUCUGCUUCCUCGUCCCGCCGCCCAACAAGGAGGCGCUGGACGCCGUCAACAGGCUCGAUGUCACCCACCACCAGCUGCUGACGCUGUGGCACCACCUGCACGUGGACAUGAAGAGCCUUCUGUCCUGGCAGUACCUGGUCCGUGACAUCCAGCAGAUCCAGUCCUGGUCCCAGAUCACGUUCCGGACCAUGUCGGUGGAGGAGCAGCGCCAGGUCCUGCGCAGCCUGGAGACGCACUACCAGGACUUCCUGCGGGACAGCCGGGACGCCCCCAGCUUCCCACCCGAAGACCGGCAGCUGGUGGAGCAGCAAUACAGCACCUGCACCAACAAGUACCAGCUGUUCCUGCGCGGCCUGGAGAAAGGGGAGCAGGACGAGUCACUGUGCAAGAGCUACAUCUCGCAGCUGAAGGACAUCCGGCUGCAGCUGGAGGGCUGCGAGUCCCGCACCAUCCACCGCAUCCGCCUGCCCCUCGAGAAGGACCCAGCCAAGGAGUGCGCCCAGCGCAUGAGCGAGCAGCAGCAAAUCCACCUGGAGCUGGAGGGCAUCCGCAAGAACCUGGACCAGGUGAGCGAGCGGACGGAGAAGGUGCUGGCCCAGCCGGAGCAGGCCAGCUCGGCCCCCGUCCUGCGCUCAGAGCUGGAUGUCACGCUGCAGAAGAUGGACCAGGUCCACAGCCUCUCCAGCAUCUACCUGGAGAAGCUGAAGACCGUCAACCUGGUGAUCCGCAGCACGCAGGGGGCUGAGGAUCUGGUUCGCAAGUACGAGGAGCAGCUGAAGGACGUGCAGACUGUGCCCGCCGACCUCAAGGAGCUGGAGGCCAGCAAAGCUGAGCUGAAGCGGCUGCGGGCGCAAGUGGAGGGGCACCAGCCCCUGUUCAGCACCCUGGAGUCAGAUCUGAACAAGGCCAAGGACGUCAACGAGCGCAUGCUGCGGGGCCACAGCGAGCGGGACGUGGACCUGGACCGGUACCGGGAGCGCAUCCAGCAGCUGCUGGAGCGCUGGCAGGCCAUCCUGGCCCAGAUCGACGUGCGCCAGCGCGAGCUGGACCAGCUGGGCCGGCAGCUGCGCUACUACCGCGAGAGCUACGACUGGCUCAUGCACUGGAUCCAGGACGCCAGGCAGCGGCAGGAGCAGAUCCAGUCCGUGCCCGUCACGGACAGCAAAGCCGUCCGCGAGCAGCUGCUUCAGGAGAAGAAACUCUUGGAGGAGAGCGACCAGAACCGGGAGAAGGUGGACGAGUGCCAGCGCUUCGCCAAGCAGUACAUCGACGCCAUCAAGGAUUAUGAGCUGCAGCUGGUGACCUACAAGGCCCAGGUGGAGCCCGUGGCUUCUCCAGCCAAGAAGCCCAAAGUGCAGUCUGCGUCCGACAGCAUCAUCCAGGAGUAUGUGGACAUGCGGACGCGCUACAGCGAGCUGACCACGCUCACCAGCCAGUACAUCAAGUUCAUCACCGAGACGCUGCGACGGCUGGAGGAGGAGGAGAAGGCGGCCGAGAAGCUGAAGGAGGAGGAGCGGAGGCGGCUGGCGGAGGUGGAGGCACAGCUGGAGAAGCAGAAGCAGCUGGCCGAGGCCCACGCCAAGGCCAAGGCGCAGGCAGAGAAGGAGGCGCGGGAGCUGCAGCGCCGCAUGCAGGAGGAGGUGACGCGGCGGGAGGUGGUGGCCGUGGACGCCGAGCACCAGAAGCAAAACAUCCAGCAGGAGCUGACGCAGCUCAAGCAGAACUCGGACCAGCAGAUCCGGUCCAAGGUGAAGCUGAUCGAGGAGGCCGAGCACAGCCGGCAGCGGGUGGAGGAGGAGAUCCGCCUCAUCCGCCUGCAGCUGGACAGCACGGAGCGGCAGCGGGCCGGCGCCGAGACCGAGCUGCAGGCGCUGCGGGCCCAGGCCGAGGAGGCCGAGCGGCAGAAGCGGCAGGCGCAGGAGGAGGCCGAGCGCCUGCGCAAGCAGGUGAAGGAUGAGACGCAGAAGAAGCGGGAGGCGGAGGAGGAGCUGCGGCGCAAGGUGCAGGCCGAGGAGGCCGCGGCCCGCGAGAAGCAGCGAGCCAGGGCCGACCUGGAGCAGCUGCGGCUGCAGGCGGAGGAGGCCGAGCGGCGCAUGCGGCAGGCGGAGCUGGAGAAGGAGCGGCAGAUCCAGGUGGCGCAGGACGUGGCGCAGAAGAGCGCCGCGGCCGAGCUGCAGAGCAAGCGCCUGAGCUUCGCCGAGAAGACGGCGCAGCUGGAGAUGUCGCUGCAGCAGGAGCACAGCGUCGUGACCCAGCUGCAGGAGGAGGCCGAGCACCUCAAGCGGCAGCAGCUGGACGCCGAGCGCAGCCGCGAGGAGGCGGAGAAGGAGCUGGAGAAGUGGCGGCAGAAGGCCAACGAGGCGCUGCGGCUGCGGCUGCAGGCCGAGGAGGUGGCGCACAAGAAGGCGCUGGCGCAGGAGGAGGCCGAGAAGCAGAAGGAGGACGCGGAGCGCGAGGCGCGCCGGCGGGCCAAGGCGGAGGAGUCGGCCCUGCGGCAGAAGGAGCAGGCCGAGGAGGAGCUGGACAAGCAGCGCAAGCUGGCCGAGGGCACGGCCCAGCAGAAGCUGCUGGCCGAGCAGGAGCUGAUCCGGCUGAAGGCCGAGAUGGAGAACGGGGAGCAGCAGCGCCUGCUCCUGGAGGAGGAGCUGUCCCGCCUCAAGGCCGAGGUGGGCCAGGCGCUGCAGCGGCGCCAGGAGCUGGAGGAGGAGCUGGCCAAGCUGCGGGCCGAGAUGGAGGUGCUGCUGCGGAGCAAGGCCAAGGCCGAGGAGGAGUCCCGCUCCUCCAGCCAGGAGUCCAAGACGCUGCGGCAGAAGGCGCAGGUGGAGCAGGAGCUGGCCAAGGUCAAGCUGCAGCUGGAGGAGACGGACCACCAGAAGGGCAUCCUGGACGAGGAGCUGCAGCGGCUGAAGGAGGAGGUGAUGGAGGCCACGCGGCAGCGGGCGCAGGCGGAGGAGGAGCUGCUCAAGGUGCGGGUGCAGAUGGAGGAGCUGGUCAAGCUGAAGAACCGCAUCGAGCAGGAGAACAAGCUGCUGAUCCUCAAGGACAAGGACAACACGCAGAAGGUCCUGGCCGAGGAGGCCGAGAAGAUGCGGCAGGUGGCCGAGGAGGCCGCGCGCCUGAGCGUGGAGGCGCAGGAGGCCGCGCGCCUGCGGCAGCUGGCCGAGGAGGACCUGGCGCAGCAGCGGGCGCUGGCCGAGAAGAUGCUGAAGGAGAAGAUGCAGGCCGUGCAGGAGGCCACGCGGCUCCGGGCCGAGGCCGAGAUGCUGCAGAAGCAGAAGGACCUGGCGCAGGAGCACGCCAAGAAGCUGCAGGAGGACAAGGAGCAGAUGGAGCAGCGCCUGGUGGAGGAGACCGAGGGCUUCCAGAAGACCCUGGAGGCCGAGCGCCGGCGGCAGCUGGAGAUCUCGGCCGAGGCCGAGCGCCUCAAGCUGCACGUGACGGAGAUGGGCCUGGCCAAGGACAAGGCUGAGGAGGACGCCAAGCGCUUCCGCAGGCAGGCGGAGGAGAUCAGCGAGAAGCUGCACCAGACCGAGCUGGCUCCCCGCGAGAAGGUGACGCUGGUGCAGACGCUGGAGAUCCAGCGGCACCAGAGCGACCAGGAGGCCGACAAGCUGCGCAGAGCCAUCGCCGACCUGGAGCGGGAGAAGGAGAAGCUCAAGCAGGAGGCGGAGCAGCUGCAGCACCGCUCGGAAGAGAUGCAGCUGGCCCAGCGCGAGCAGCUCCGGCACGAGACGCAGGUCCUGCAGCAGACCUUCCUCACGGAGAAGGACACCCUGCUGCAGAAGGAGCAUUUCAUCGAGGAGGAGAAGGCCAAGCUGGAGAAGCUCUUCAAGGACGAGGUGGACAAGGCCCAGCAGCUGAAGGCCGAGCAGGAGCGGCAGCAGCGGCAGAUGGAGCAGGAGAAGCAGGAGCUGGGUGCCAGGCUGGACGCGGCCAAGAAGAAGCAGAAGGAGGCGGAGGAGAGCGUCCGCCGCAAGCAGGAGGAGCUGCAGCAGCUGGAGGCGCAGCGGCAGCAGCAGGAGAAGCUCCUGGAAGAAGAAAACAAGAAGCUGAGGGACAAACUGGAGCAGCUGCAAGAGGAGCACCGGCCGGCUCUGGCACAGACGCGGGAGAUCAUGAUCCAGACUGACGACCUCCCUGAGGAAACCCUGAUUUCGGUGACACCGGCGGCUCCGACCAAAGCCGUGCCGAAUGGCAGAGACGUCCUAGACGGGCUGGCCCCGAAUGGGGAGCCGGAGUUCGCCUUCGAAGGCAUCCGGCAGAAGGUGCCCGCAGAGAAGCUGGCAGAGGCUGGCAUCCUGAGCCAGGAGAGCUUGGACAAGCUGGUGCAGGGCACGGUGACGGUCGAAGAGCUCGCGCGGAGGGAUGACGUCAAGAGAUACCUGCGGGGCCAGAGCAGCGUUGCCGGCCUGCUCGUUAAACCCACCAACGAGAAGGUGAGCAUCUACGAGGCCAUGAAGAAAAAGUUUCUCAGCCCAGGCACAGCACUCAUCCUCCUGGAAGCUCAAGCUGCCUCCGGCUUCAUCAUCGACCCCGUGAGAAACAAGAGGCUGUCUGUAAACGAGGCUGUGAAAGAAGGAGUGAUCGGGCCGGAGCUGCACAAUAAAAUGCUGUCUGCCGAGAGGGCCGUGACCGGCUACCGUGACCCCUACACCGGAGACAAGAUCUCCCUCUUCCAGGCCAUGAAGAAAGACCUCAUCGUCAAAGACCACGGCAUCCGCCUGCUGGAAGCCCAGAUCGCCACCGGCGGCAUCAUCGACCCGGUGCACAGCCACCGCCUGCCCGUGGAAACUGCCUACAAGCGGGGCUACUUCGACCAAGAGAUGAACCAGGUCCUCACAGACCCCAGCGACGACACCAAGGGCUUCUUCGACCCCAACACCCAGGAGAACCUCACCUACAUGCAGCUGAUGGAGAGAUGCACGACCGACCCCGAGACCGGCCUCUGCCUCUUGCCCCUGACCGACCAAGCGGCCAAGGGGCGGGAGCUGGCUUACACCGAUAAGGAAGCCAAGGAUGUCUUCAAGAAAGCCACCGUGUCGGCGCCCUUCGGCAGGUUCCAGGGGAAGAUGGUGACCAUCUGGGAGAUCAUCAACUCCGAGUACUUCACCGAGGAGCAGCGCCGCAACCUGAUCCAGCAGUACAGGACUGGCAAGAUCACCGUGGAGAAGAUCAUCAAGAUCGUCAUCACCGUGGUGGAGGAGGGCGAGAAGAAGAGCCAGCUGUGCUUCGAAGGGCUCCGGGCCCCCGUGCCAGCGGCCGAGCUGCUGGAGAGCAAGAUCAUCAACAAGGAUCUCUACAACGAGCUGCACCAGGGGAAGAAGGCUGUGAAGGACGUGGCGGACACGGACGCUGUCAGACGGUACCUGCGGGGCACCGACGCCAUCGCUGGUGUCCUGGUGGAGUCGACGGGCCAAAAGUUCACCUUCUACGAUGCCCUGAAGAAAAACCUGCUGAAGCCAGAGGUUGCCCUGCCGCUGCUGGAAGCCCAGGCAGGCAGCGGGUACAUCAUCGACCCCGUGAAGAACCAGAAGUUCACCGUGGAUGAGGCCGUGAAGGCCGGGACCGUGGGGCCCGAGUUCCACGAGAGGCUGCUGUCAGCGGAGAAGGCGGUGACGGGAUACAAGGAUCCAUACACCGGGCAGACUGUGUCCCUGUUCCAGGCGCUGAAGAAAGGCCUCAUCCCCAGCGAUCACGGCAUCCGCUUGCUGGAUGUUCAGCUCGCCACCGGCGGCAUUGUCGACCCCGUGAACAGCCACCGCCUCCCGCUCGACGUGGCUUCGAAGCGGGGCCACUUCAGCGAGGAGAUGAGCAAGACCCUGGCCACCCCCAGCAGCGACACCAAAGCCUUCUAUGACCCCAGCACCCAAGAAAGCCUCACCUACGCCCAGCUGCAGAAGAAGUGCUGGCAGGACAAGCAGACCGGCCUCUACCUGCUGCCCCUCUCUGACCAAGCCAUCCAGGCCCAGCAGGAGGAGGUCUACACGGACAGCCAGACCAAGGAGUCCUUCGACAAGGCAACCCUUGAGGUCCCAACGGGUGCCCUGAAGGGCAGGACUGUGACCAUUUGGGAGCUGAUCCACUCCGAGUACUUCACUGAGGAGCAACGGAGAGAGCUGCUCCGGCAGUACAAGACGGGCAAGGUCACUAUUGAGAAGAUCAUCAAGAUCAUGAUCACCAUCAUCAAGGAGACUGAGACCAAGAAGCAGGAGAAGCUGACCUUCAGUGGCCUCCGGGCACCCGUGCCUGCCAGCGAGCUGGUAGAGUCCCGGGUCCUCAGCAAAGCCCAGUACGAGCAGCUCAAGGAAGGCAAGAAGUCAGUGAAAGACCUCUCGGACACGGACGCGUUGAGGAGAUUCCUGCAGGGCAGCGACUGCAUCGCCGGCAUCUACGUGGAAGAGACCAAGGAGAAGCUGAACAUCUACGAGGCCAUGAAGAGGAACCUGCUGCGGCCAGGCACGGCCAUCACCCUCCUGGAGGCGCAGGCAGCCACCGGCUUCAUGAUCGACCCCGUAAGGAACCAGAAGCUGUACGUCAACGAGGCGGUGAAGGCAGGCAUCGUGGGUCCUGAGCUGCACGAGAAGCUGCUCUCCUCUGAGAAAGCGGUCACGGGGUACAAGGACCCCUACUCCGGGAACACCAUCUCUCUCUUCGAAGCCAUGAAGAAAGGCCUCAUCCUGAAGGACCACGGCAUCCGCCUGCUGGAGGCCCAGAUCGCCACCGGCGGCAUCAUCGACCCGGUGCACAGCCACCGCCUGCCCGUGGAGGUGGCCUACAAGCGGGGCUACUUUGACCAGGAGAUGAGCCAGAUCCUCUCGGACCCCGGCGACGACACCAAGGGCUUCUUCGACCCCAACACCCAGGAGAACCUCACCUACGCGCAGCUGAAGGAGCGGUGCAUUGAGGACCCCGAGACCGGCCUCAUCCUCUUCCCCCUGAAGAAGGCAGAGAUGCCCACCGUGGUGGAGAAGACCCAGAUCUACACCGAGGCAGAGACCCGGAAGGUGUUUGAGGACACGCAGGUCGACAUCCCCGUGGGCGACCUGGCAGGCUCGUCCAUGUCCCUGUGGGAGAUCAUGAACUCGGACCUCAUCCCCGAGGUGCAGCGCAAGCAGCUGCUCGAGGACUUCCGCUCUGGCAAGGUGACCAAGGAGCGCAUGAUCAUCAUCAUCAUCGAGAUCAUCGAGAAGACCGAGAUCAUCCGGCAGCAGGACUGGACCUCCUACGAUUACGUCCGGUGCCGCAUCACCGCCGACGAGCUCUACGAGGCCAGGAUCAUCUCCCUGGAGGUGUACAACCUGCUGAAGCAGGGCUCCAAAACCAUCCGGGAGAUCCUGGAGAUCGAGACCACCUGGAAAUACCUCUACGGGACGGGCUGCGUGGCUGGCAUCUACAUCCCCGCCACCAAGCAGAAGCUCACCGCCUACCAGGCCCUGAAGAAAGGGCUGAUCAGCACCGAGGUGGCCCGGUCCCUGCUGGAGGCCCAGGCUGCCACCGGCUUCGUGAUCGACCCCAUCAAGAAUGAAAUGCUGACCGUGGACGAAGCGGUUAGGAAAGGCGUGGUGGGGCCAGAAAUGCACGACCGGCUCCUGUCUGCAGAGAGGGCAGUGACCGGCUACCGAGACCCUUACAGCGAGCAGAAGAUCUCCCUCUUCCAGGCCAUGAAGAAGGACCUGAUCCCCGAGGAGGAAGCUCUCAAGCUGCUGGAUGCCCAGCUGGCCACGGGCGGCAUCAUAGACCCGCGCUAUGGCUUCCACCUGCCCUUGGAGGUCGCCUAUCAGCGCGGCUACCUGAACAAGGACACGCACGACAUGCUGUCCGAGCCCAGCGAGGUCUGCAGCUACGUGGACCCCUCCACGGAUGAGAAGCUCAGCUACACCCAGCUCCUGAAGCGCUGCAGGAAGGACGAGAACAACAACCUGCUGCUGCUGCCCCUCUGCGACACCCGCAAACUGACCUUCCGGGGCCUGAGGAAGCAGAUCUCGGUGGAGGAGCUGGUGCGGUCCCAGGUGAUGGACGAAGUCACGGCUCAGCGCCUCCAGCAAGGCCUGACUUCCGUCGAAGAGGUCUCCAAACACAUCAAGAAGUUCUUGGAGGGCACCAGCUGCAUCUCCGGGGUCUUUGUGGACUCCACCAAGGAGAGGCUGUCCGUGUACCAGGCCAUGAAGAAGGGCAUCAUCAGGCCGGGCACGGCUUUUGAGCUGCUGGAGGCACAGGCCGCCACGGGCUACGUGAUCGACCCCAUCAAGGGCCUCAAGCUGACCGUGGAAGAGGCUGUGCGCAUGGGCAUUGUGGGCCCAGAGUUCAAGGACAAGCUGCUGUCCGCCGAGAGGGCGGUGACCGGCUACAAAGACCCCUACUCCGGCAAGCUCAUCUCCCUCUUCCAAGCCAUGAAGAAGGGCUUGAUCCUGAAGGAUCACGGGAUUCGCUUGCUCGAGGCCCAGAUUGCAACAGGAGGCAUCAUUGACCCGGAGGAAAGCCAUCGACUGCCCGUAGAGAUGGCCUACAAGAGGGGCCUGUUUGAUGAGGAAAUGAAUGAGAUCCUGCUGGAUCCCAGCGACGACACCAAGGGCUUCUUUGACCCCAACACCGAGGAGAACCUGACCUACCUGCAGCUCAUGGAGCGGUGCAUCACCGACCCCGAGACAAGCCUGUGCCUGCUGCCUCUGAAGGAGAAGAAGCGGGAGAGAAAGACCUCCUCCAAGUCCUCCGUCCGCAAGCGCCGGGUGGUGAUUGUGGACCCAGAGACUGGGAAGGAGAUGUCCGUUUACGAAGCCUACCGCAAGGGCCUCAUCGACCACCAGACCUACCUGGAGCUGUCGGAGCAGGAGUGCGAGUGGGAGGAGAUCACCAUCUCCUCCUCCGACGGGGUGGUCAAGUCCAUGAUCAUUGACCGGCGGUCGGGGCGGCAGUACGACAUCGACGACGCUAUCGGAAAGGGCCUGAUCGACCAGUCCGCCCUCGACCAGUACCGCGCCGGCACCCUCUCCAUCACAGAGUUUGCAGACAUGCUCUCCGGCAACAUGAGCGGCUUCCGGUCAAGAUCUUCCUCCGUGGGCUCCUCGUCUUCCUACCCCAUUAGCCCCGCCACGGUAAGAACCCAGCUGUCAUCAUGGAGCGACCCGACGGAGGAGACGGGUCCAGUCGCUGGCAUCCUGGACACGGACACCCUGGAGAAAGUGUCCAUCACAGAAGCCAUGCACCGCAACCUUGUGGACAACAUCACCGGCCAGCGGCUGCUGGAAGCCCAAGCCUGCACCGGCGGCAUCGUCGACCCCAACACCGGGCAGAAGUUCUCCGUGACUGAUGCCGUCAACAAGGGGCUGGUGGACAAGAUCAUGGUGGACAGGAUCAACCUUGCCCAGAAAGCCUUCUACGGCUUCGAGGAUCCAAGAACCAAGACCAAGAUGUCGGCGGCGCAGGCCUUGAAGAAGGGCUGGCUGUACUACGAGGCUGGGCAGCGCUUCCUGGAAGUGCAGUACCUGACAGGCGGGCUGAUCGAGCCCGACGUCUCGGGCCGGGUCUUGCUGGACGAUGCCUUGCAGAAGGGCACCAUCGAUGCGCGCACGGCCCAGAAGCUGCGGGACGUCAACACCUACUCCAAGUAUCUCACCUGCCCCAAGACCAAGCUCAAGAUCUCCUACAAGGACGCCAUGGACAGGAGCAUGGUGGAGGAGGGGACGGGCCUGCGCCUGCUGGAAGCUUCCUCCCAGUCCAGCAAAGGCUACUACAGCCCCUACAAUGUCAGCGGCUCCGGCUCCACCUCCGGCUCUAGGUCAGGCUCUCGAACAGGAUCCAGGCCAGGCUCCAGGCGAGGGAGCUUUGAUGCCACCGGCACCGGCUCCGGCUUCUCCAUGACCUUCUCGUCCUCCUCCUACUCUUCCUCCAGCUACGGGCGCAGAUACACGUCGGGUCCCGAGAGCGCCGUGGAUGCAGCUGACGUGGCUCUUGCCUUGUCCGGCCUAAACGGGAGCUGUGGAUGGGAAGCAGGCAGGAAGCUUUCUGGACUGCAGGGGCCAGCGCUAAGCGUGGCAUAAGGCCCCCUCCCUCCGGCUCCCCAGACCCCGGCUGAGGAGCUCCCCAGCUGUCCUGCUCUGCAUGUGAUAAAGCUACCGGCUAAUCCUCCUACUAUUAUUUUUUUAAUUUUUAAACUCCACUUCUCUUCCAAAGCAGUGCCUAAAGUUUAACCAAAAAGACUCGACUAAUAUAUAUUAAUAUAUAUGAUUGUUCUGACAGUAUUUGUAUAUUGCGAGACGAGAGAGAGAACACACUACCCUCCCAGCCCAGCCAGCCCGGAGCUCGCUUCUGUCCGGACCGUCCGCAGAGAAGACGCCAGCUCCCGCCCGGCAGGGCCCACGCCAGCUGGCCGCGGCAGGCCAGACCCAGCGCCGCGCCGCAGUUUCGAUCCUAACCACCCAGUGACUUUUGUAUUAACUCUGCCGGCUUCACCCCCUGCCGCCCCGGAGGAGGAGACGACGCUGUCCCACGCUCUUAGACCCGCGCCCUCCUGCGCUCCGUGAGCCAGGGAGAGGCCGACCGUGCCCUUGGACUCGGCCGCCCCACGGCCUCCGCCAGCCCCGGACAUUCAGACACCUGUGCGCCCGCUCUGGAUCCCUUUCUGGCCCGUGGCAAGGCAAGGGAGGGGGCCGCUCUCUGUCCAGACCUGCCCCCCUCCCACGACCUCCUCGGCUUUGCCCCCAGCCGCGGCGGACUCGGCGCUCAGACUACGUCUUGUUCCAGUCCCAGAGAAGUCCCUGUGCCACUGGGAGAGUUGCUUAGCUGGGUCUCUGACGUUAGCAAGACGUGGAUCAGUUCAAGGGGAGCCCUGGAUGCAGCAGCUCCGCCGCUGUACUCCUGCGCACAG
Molecule: messenger RNA, 12383 nt
Organism: Alligator sinensis (Chinese alligator)
Lineage: Eukaryota; Metazoa; Chordata; Crocodylia; Alligatoridae
Product: plectin
Exons: 25
Coding region: 139-11556 (3805 amino acids)
Biological process (GO): wound healing; intermediate filament cytoskeleton organization; hemidesmosome assembly
Cellular component (GO): cytoplasm; hemidesmosome; sarcolemma
Molecular function (GO): structural constituent of muscle; ankyrin binding; cadherin binding
Source: RefSeq, a predicted model, not a curated record